Trichosurus vulpecula (common brushtail) is the source of this 647-nucleotide messenger RNA. RefSeq names its product transmembrane 4 L six family member 19 (gene TM4SF19). NCBI's taxonomy places the organism in Eukaryota, Metazoa, Chordata, Mammalia, Diprotodontia, Phalangeridae. The record is from RefSeq and is a predicted model, not a curated record. Gene Ontology annotation, cellular component: membrane. The coding region runs from base 1 to 621 and encodes 206 amino acids. The transcript has 5 exons.
AUGAUGGCAUGCUCCCGAUCAUGUUCCCGAAUCUUGGGGGUCAGCCUGGGCAUCUCAGCCCAACUUGCGGCUGGUGCCAACCUUGCUCUAUUCUUUCCUGACUGGGAAGUCACCUAUCUGAAGAACGGCCUUAUAGGCAAGCAUGCUAUGAGGGGUGCAGGCCUUUGGGGAGGUGGCCUGAUGGUACUCUUUGCAUCCAUUCUCAUCACACUGAUAGGCUGGCGCUCGGGCUGCUUCAGUAACACUGGGCCCUGCAAAAGUAUGCUUGUUUCCGUGCUGGCAGGUUGCCUGGCUAUUUUCGGGGCCUUUGUCUGCUUUAUUACAUCUGGUGGGGCCCUGAAGGAUGGUCCCUUCUGCAUAUUUGAUGUUCCUUCAUCCAAUGAGACACGAGCCUCGAAGUAUGGCUACCCAUUUAAAGACCUGAAUGACAGGAACUACCUUUAUGACCGUUUCCUCUGGGAUUCAGUUUGCAUUGAGCCUCCUAGAGCUGUCAUCUGGCAUGUAAUUUUCUUCUCCACACUCUUGAGUGUCAAUGUCAUCCAGAUUCUCCUGGUAUUAGCUCAACUAAUCAACAGCUUCUUGGGUCUCUUCUGCGGCUUCUUUGAGAAGAGAGAGAUUUAACUUCCAGUCUGUGGCAGAGAGGCCCU